UUAUACACUGGUGCUGAAUCUCAUCUCACGACGAAACCCAGAUCCCUGAUUCCCAAAUAUAGCUGCAGCUCUACUGACGCGCAUUGACGGAACUGGAGAUCUUGUUGAGCGUCUGAACAUCUGCCUCCGGAUUUUGCUGUCGUCGCAAGCUAAGACAUAUGACAAGGAAACAGCUAUUAUACACCCAUCCAAACGAACGACUUCUCUACACCUACAUAGUAUGACCUGUCGCAUCAUUUGUCAUUUACCCGAUCCAGAAAGUCUCAAGAAAAAUGAAUCCUCGGAUUUGGAACCCGCCCCUUGCUUCAUCCAUGAUCUGUCUGCACGACACGCCCAAGCCCCCUGCACGUCAGUCCCGCACAGACGAAUGACAAGUAUCCGCCGCCCUCCUCCACACCCCAUCUCAAACAACACGCCUGGACGGCUCUCAUCUCCAGCUCCCACAUCAGCCCUCAUCAGCAAACGCCAUGUCAAUGCGGAUAAACAGUUCGUUCAAGCGGAAUCAUGGCGUGGCGGCCUCCACAGCAUCGGACGUCGCGUAGUGAGACUGACUUCAGAAACCUUGGCUCUCCGUACCGCAACACCAGCCGCCCCGUACGUUCGCCGUCUAGCACUGGGUGACGAUGUGUACCAGUACCUUUCUUCCAGCCCUUGCACCACCGUCAGCAUUACCCUGGUCAAGGCGAGCCAUCUCGACUACGUACCUGUAGUAAUUCGGAGUGUUUCAGGUGUCGAAGGUAGCCCUUUCGUCUUCGCCGCGGCGCUUGUGUGUUGUACAGAGAGUUACACCUGCGCUAUGCAUGCGGCGCUGGAUAUCAUGGUGUAUGGAUGGUCCCGGUCGAGUAUGCAGCUGGCUAGAGGCGCGGACCUGGCAAAGUUUGAUUUAUCUAGCAGAACGACAUCCCUUGUGUUCUGCGCGUGAGGUCGUGUUGUUCUUGUUUCUUGUCGCGGGUUUGAUAGUUUUCUACUUCUUCUUCUCCUCCACGUUCUCUCCACCUUCGCCAUUCUCCUCUAUAUAUUCAUCUUCCUCUUAAUGCACGAAGGCGUUAUUCGCACACACGGUCCCUAAACCACCUUCUCAGGCCUCCCGCCAUCCUCUCCUUAACCUCCCAAUCAUCUCUUUCACGUCUGCACCAUGUCUCCAUUCUUCAACAUCCUACUCCCCCUCUUCCUCUCCACCCUCGCAACAGCCGCUUCAGCAGCCUCAGAUCGAAAGUGCUACUCCCUCAACGGCACCGAGCUCGACUCCACCUUCCGC
Westerdykella ornata is the source of this 1258-nucleotide messenger RNA. RefSeq lists its product as uncharacterized. The record is from RefSeq and is a predicted model, not a curated record. The coding region runs from base 221 to 922 and encodes 233 amino acids. NCBI's taxonomy places the organism in Eukaryota, Fungi, Ascomycota, Dothideomycetes, Pleosporales, Sporormiaceae. The transcript has a single exon.